AUUUUGGCAAUACACGAAUGCUAUCAAGCCAAAUAUGAAUAUACCAAUAUAUAUACUGUGCUUAAUUCAUAUUAAAAAAUAAUAGCUCAAAAAAGUUUCGCAAAUAUAAAUAAAUAAUAAUGCCCUAAAAUUUUCAACAUUUAGAAAAAAGUGACUAACUGUAUAAAGAUUCUAUUGGAAUAAAACAUAACCUAAAUGAUUUGACAAUGGCUAUGUUUAGGGCUUUGGGAAGGAAUAUUCCCUAUUUAAACCAGCAAUUCGUGGCCUUAUUAGGAAACACUAGUACAUCAGUUAAGUUCAUUUGCGGAGUCGUGCUUCUCAGUUAUGGACUUUCUUAUUGGGAUAUUGCUGUGGACGUUAUAUCAGUUACUCCUGGAUAUAUCAUACCACCUUUGAGAGUUUGGUCUCUUUUUACAUUUUGUUUUAUGGAAAUACAUUUUUGGGAAGUUUUGGUUGAUAUCAUUACGGUGGGGCUAUGUGGAAAGCUGUUUGAACCGUUAUGGGGUCAGAUGGAAAUGACGACUUUCUUUGCUCUUGUAAACUUUGGAGUGGGAAUUUUUACCACAACAUUCUACUUUAUUUUGUAUUAUUGUACAUUUAAUGCAGAAUUUCUUUUCAACAUAUAUAUCCACGGUCUCGCAGGCUACGUCGCUGGCGUGAGUGUAGCUGUGAAGCAAAUAAUGCCCGAUUUGAUUAUUAUGAAGACUCCUUUGGGAAAACUAACUAACAGAAAUGUACCACUAACUGUGUUUUUCCUUUCAGUAAUACUUAAACUUAUAGGCUUAGUUGAUGGGACUUAUCCCACAAUGUUUUUUGGAGGUUUGUUGGUUAGUUGGGUCUAUUUACGAUUUUAUCAGAAACACAGCAAUGGAACGCGCGGAGACAUGGCUGACUAUUUCACGUUUGCAAGCUUUUUCCCAAAUGUGAUUCAACCACCAAUAGCAGUGGUUAGCAAUAGUGUGUACAAUAUUCUAGUCAGGUUGGGAAUCUGUAAGAGAAGUAUACGGAAAUUUGACAUGUCAAAUCCUACAGGCGUCACUGUUACUGUUUCAAAUGUGGAUCAGCAUGACAUGGAAAGAAGGAGGCAAAUUGCUUUGAAAGCCCUAAGUGAGCGCUUGUCAAAGUCUUACAGUGAUAAGCAACCAUUGCUACCUCUAACGUUGAGCACGAACAAAGUAUCAUUACCGCCCACCGUUAUGCAAAGCACGUUGGCGCCCGCGCCACAAAUCCAACAGUUGGUAUCGGUUUCAAAGCCAUCUACAUCAAAUCUACCCACGACCGGCACCUAACCUAACCUGCAGUCUGCGGGUUUAUUACCUUUGUGGAUUCAAACUUUAGAUGAUGUAGAUAUUUAAGGUCGUUACCUGUAAAAUAGUGAUACAAGUGUUUUUUUUUUUAAUUUAAUUUCAUCCUUUAUAGCAUUGUAAUUCUGUAAAUACAAUCUGUAAC
This is a messenger RNA of Cylas formicarius (sweet potato weevil), 1449 nucleotides long. RefSeq names its product transmembrane protein 115. Gene Ontology annotation, biological process: retrograde vesicle-mediated transport, Golgi to endoplasmic reticulum. The transcript has 3 exons. The coding region runs from base 207 to 1289 and encodes 360 amino acids. The record is from RefSeq and is a predicted model, not a curated record. Lineage: Eukaryota; Metazoa; Arthropoda; Insecta; Coleoptera; Brentidae. Gene Ontology annotation, cellular component: membrane; Golgi apparatus.